Molecule: messenger RNA, 1599 nt
Organism: Colletotrichum destructivum
Lineage: Eukaryota; Fungi; Ascomycota; Sordariomycetes; Glomerellales; Glomerellaceae
Product: Putative AAA+ ATPase domain, P-loop containing nucleoside triphosphate hydrolase
Exons: 3
Coding region: 1-1599 (532 amino acids)
Molecular function (GO): ATP hydrolysis activity
Source: RefSeq, a predicted model, not a curated record
AUGAACAGCAUUGAGAACAGAGAGAUUUUCUCGCAUAUGAGGCUCUUUGAGGAGUACGAAGAAAUGCAUUCUGCACUAAGCGAAUCUUACGAAAUGAGCGCAGAUACUUGGCGGCCAUUGGGGGACUCGAUCAUCAGCAGCACCGUCUUCCAGUCCUGGCAGCGCCAACGAAAGGACGAACAUUGGACGCUACGUUGUGUUGGAGGACCGGGCUCAGGCAAGACUACCUUAUCUGCGCAAGUAAUAGAAAUGCUUGAGAAUAAGUACAAAGACGACAAGGAAGCCGUCGCCUCCAUUUUCCUGCAAGCAGAUGUGGUCUGUGGCGGCAGUACCUUCGUGGAGGACAUCCUCCACAGCGUGUUCCGACAGCUGUGCGUCAAGUACUCCGAAGCUGAUGCAAAAGAGGACUGUGUCUCAAAGUAUCGACUUUAUCUUGACGCUAGAAGAGAUGGAGAUAGCGACGGCGAAAGACGUGUUCGGCUGGUGCGAGAUGCACUUCUCUCGCGUCUUGGCAAGCUUGUUCGCGCUUUUCUGAUUAUCGACGAUCUCGACAGAUGUAGCGCCUCAGACGAAUUAUUGCUCGAGAAUGAGCUCUCUAUGAUGGGAAUACAGGGGCUCAAGGUGUUUAUCACAUCGCGCAUCCCGUGUCUCAAGAGGGCUUCCCAGAGUGUGGAGUGUGACUCGUGUCCCGACAAAGGGGUGGAGAUCGACGUGUAUUGGGAAUGUGAGAGUUGCAAAAGGAGAGGACUGAGACCUGAAGAAGUCCAUGUACUCUGCCAAGUCUGCAGAGACGGACAGAGGGCUUGUCGCAACUGCCGUGACUCGGAAAACUUCAUUGCAACUUUCGACUACAUCGAGCUGAACAUCGACAGCAAUUGCCGUCUCCCUCAUUUCAUCGACUGGGACCUCGAAAGAGAGCACGGGAACCUCGGCAACAACGACAAGAAUCUGCCUCCCCAUUCCGCCCUGGGCAGAUGGCUUACAGAAGCUCGAAACCAUGAAGAACUCGAGAAUCUACGGGAGAAGAUUCGAAACCAGGCCGACAUGAACGUCAGCCUUGUUCGGCUCCGUCUCGACAAUAUUCACCGAGCCGAGUCUGUGAAUGCUGUACGCGCGUCUGUGACCGAUGUACUGCCGGCCAAUAUUGUAAAGUUUUUUGAUGCCAGCAUGCAGUGUUUUCAGACCAUACCAUCACCUCAACGGGAACUAGGUUUGCAGGUUAUCGCGGCAGUGACAACCUUCGAUUACGGCCAUAGUUUCUUGGACUAUGAGGUUGUGAGUGGCAUUCUCGAGCACGCGGCGAGAACAAACGGAAGAGACGCGUUGUAUAGAACGCAGCCAACACCUUUUGCUGCGAUGGAAGCAGAGGACCACGUGUCACGCCGAAAGAUCAAAGAAAUGCUCCACGCGGCGCGCGGUUUUGUGGUGGUUGAGGAUCGAGAGGGUUAUCCGAUGAGCGCCUACUGUGACACGUUCCAUACGUACGCGAAGGAAAGCUACAAUGAAGAUUUGACGAGGGCUCGCGCGAACCUCAACGUUGGAUGCGUUACGUUCGAUUCUGACGGGUUAGGAAGCCUGAAAAAGUUCGAGGGACAGUAG